ACAACUUCACUUUGCUUUUUGUUUUUUUAUCCGAAUAAUGAACAAGCAAUAUCAACCUACGGCGGAGAAAAAAAGAAAACUAUGACAUGGACAAGGACAAGGCUACAAGUCACCGUAGACAACAGCGUGCAAACAUGUUCGCGACCCACGUUUCCCUCGCGCUUUGACUUCAAACUAUCCUCUUUGCAGGACAUGUGCUUAUCGCCAACAGAAAAGCCGCCCAGGGGGUUGAUUCCAUCACACUUGAUGUGUAUAUGGCAUUGGAUGAUCAGCUUGUAUUCGUCAACCGGCCAUGCAUGGUGGCGUUUCGGCAUGCGGUGCGCCCGAGACGUGGGAGUUUGGCCCAUCCUUCGAAAUGAGUUGCUGCUCUAUCACCGCAGAUGCUCAUAGCCUUUCCAGAGCUGGUGGUGUAGAGCUGGGACACAUCAGUUCGUGCCAGACUACUAUCUGCUCAGUCGUUCACUGCCACUCGACUUGUGAUGCCAUCUUAGUUCCCCUUUUACUAAUCCUUCCUCCACUUGGGUGGUAUUGGACUCGACAUCAUCGCUCCUGGGAAAAGACGCACGCAGUAAUAUAGCAAUAUGUGUAUCCCAAACGAUCAUCGCAAGUCUAAGCAUAUCCACCACGGACUUGCUAUCUUCCUUGAUUGGCCAAGUAUCUCUUGUGUCCUGCAGUUGAGGAGAGGUUUGUCUAUGUUUUUGGUUCCGGUUACCACUGCUUUGUUCAAAUUAUCUAGAUAGAAGUUUGGGGUUCGCCAAUUGAUGCAGAUUGAAUUCAAAAUACCAGCCAUACACUUCUGGAACAGGCCAGACUCAGGUCGCGUUCCUGUCUUUCGGAGAGCGACAUCUCCUGAAUUGCGACUGUCGAGUUCUUGAUUUGAGAACUCUGCCAAUGAGUGGGCAUCCCAUGCUGGUUCCAGAAAUCCCUUCUGUUGAAUCUCUUGGUCACUUUGAUGAUCUUUAUUCCACUCCCAAGCCUCCCUUUUCGAUCUGGCACUAGCCUCGUUAGUCUUAGUUCUUACAAUACAUAUGCACAGGCAACACCACUCGGUAUCAGGCAAUAACAUAUGGGAUGACACACUUACAUAUGUAGAUCUCACUCUCUCUAGCUCUCAAAGAAGAUGUUGAUACUAUAUUUUGUUGCUCUCUAUGUGACUGUGGCUACUGUUGUAGCUCAACCCGGACUCAUACCUCGGUAUCGGGCUCCGGGGGUCGCGUUUAGGCUGACACCUGACUACGGACUUGCAUCGAUUUAUCUAAAAAAUGGAACAUCUGUGCCUGUCGCGCAAGUCUGGGGAACGCUAGGAUAUCAGGAUUUCAUGAGAAAACCACUCCACUCAGCCUGGGAGAGCAGAAGCACUCUUUGCCGGUAUAUUACUCCGGGCUUGGAACAACUGAUCCCGUUGUUCGGCUCCUGGAUAAGCAUAUGUCGAAACUCAAAAGUGGAGAGCACGCUAAGCGUCAUGGACUCCCUGAAGACAGCGGUAGAGGCAUAUCUCGGUACCAGCAUCUGCGACGUUAAACUCAAUAUUGACGUAUUUGAAUGGCCAAAGCAUCAAGUCGUUCGGGAGGCUCUCCACGCUCUUGGUCUCCGCGAAGUUGUACCUACCAUGCCAACGACAAAAUCUGUGGUGCUCGAACAUGUACCUCACAUGGGAACUACCCCGGGCUACAACGAAGAACCCUGGAUCAUCCUUGCCAUAGAUUAUAGCAAACACUGGUACAACGUCGGCUUGAUGAAUAUUGACGAGGGGUUUGUGGAUCCAAUCCCAGGCUUUAUCAGAGGCCCUACAAUCGGCAAGGGACAGCAACUCAAAGCAGUAGAACACAGCUUGCGCGACAUCAUUGCCAACCCUCCUGAUAACAUACGCAAUCUUCCGAAACAGAUCCAUCGAGUCAUGUUAUAUGGUGACGAUGCAAAAGACGACUCUCUUCGCGAGCUUCUAAUAAGGCUGCUCGGCAAAAUGCUUGUUCGGAAUGCUCUUAUAUCGAAUAGCAUAUUCGAUGGCACAAACUACACGGCUUAUACAGCAUACUACCAUAUGGAUAUCGUCAAUUACCCGAGGCCUCCGUGGGGUUGUCGGUGGCGGUCUAAUUUUUACAUUGACCCUGAAGGAGAUGAAGUUAAGGCCGAAUUGUAA
Messenger RNA from Periconia digitata, 2140 nucleotides. NCBI's taxonomy places the organism in Eukaryota, Fungi, Ascomycota, Dothideomycetes, Pleosporales, Periconiaceae. The record is from the annotation of a GenBank genome assembly.